GAGAGAGAGAAAGCGAAAGAGAGAGAGAAUGAGAGAGAGAGUGAGAGAGGAGCAAGAGAGAGAAAAGGAAGAGGGAAAGAGAGAGAGUGUGAGAGAGAGAGAAACGUCCACUCCUCCAAGCCUGCAAUCACAGACGGCUGCUCACACUUCUCUUCUCUCCGUUCGACAGGAGACAGGGCUGAGCGCUCCCGCAUCCUGGCGGCCGGUGGAGAGGACAGACCAGGCUCAGUGUCCCCCCUUCCUCACCUCCUCCUCCUCCUCCUCCUCCGCUCACCUUUAAAUCACCGAGUCUGGCGCAAGAGCCCGGGAUUUCCCCAGAGGAGCAGCGGGAGGACACAAAACAGGAACACGAGAUGUUCGCCGACACUGAAUGAGGAGAGCGAGAAAGAAAGAGAGAGAGAGAGAGGGAGAGAAAAGGAGAGUGCCAGAGAGGGGGAGAGCUCGCCCUCACAAUGCUGCGUCUGAGCGCUGGUGCCUGGGGCUGAUCUGGGCUCGGGUUCGACAGUGACAGCGGAGCUCCCGCGCGCCGGGAUGAGAGAGCUGGGAGCGCGGUUCCUCCACUGAUCCGUCUGCGCCACCCGACGAAACCACGCCCACCCGCCCCCUGGCCCCCCCCCCUCCUCCGCCGGCCACUGGGGCACUAUGUGGAUGUUUUUCACGGCCGCCGUGUGGAUCGCGGGCGCGCUGGCUCUCGCUCGCGGCUACGGCUUCGGACAGGACUACUACGAGGCCGCCGGGGACACGGAGGACACAGAGCUUGGCAGUGUGGGAGAGAGCCGCCUGGACGGGGUGACCAGCGUGGACGAGCUCCUGGAGAUGCUUUACCCCGAAUACAGCCUGGUCCAGCACUGCCUGCGCAAGAGGGCGCCCACCACCCCCUACCCGCCCGGCCCAAAGGAGGGCCUGUGGGGCAGCCCCCUCCAGGCCGCCCACUACAAGGUCGACGGGACCUUAGAAGCCAUCAUGGAGGAGAUGCAGCGUGUGGCCUGUCGCCCACGGGAGGUGUGUCUGGAGGUGUCUAAGGAGUACCCAGAGAGCACCAGCCACUUCUACGUGCCCCGCUGUGUGUCUGUGUACCGCUGCGGAGGCUGCUGCAACCACGAGGCCCUGUUCUGCACCAACACCAGUCAGAGCCUGGUCAACAAGACCCUGGUUCAGCUGUCCCCACCACAGUCGGAGCGCACUGUGAUCAUGGCAACCUUCGUCAACCACACAGCCUGCGAGUGUCAGCCCAAGAGACCGCUCCGCCCCAUCAUACGGAGAGCGGCCGCCUUCCACCACUCCCUGUGUUCUCCCCCAGACACCCCCUGUGACGUGGGGCUGGUCUGGGAUCCCACAGGUUGUCAGUGUGUAUCCGAAGACGAGAGCGCUCUGUCCGCAGCUGAGCUGGACCCCCUGGACGCCGCCCUGCUGGCCCUCUGUGGCCCCAGCAAGGUCCUGGACGAGGAGCGGUGCGAGUGCGUGUGCCAGAACGGGCUGACGGAGGCCAGCUGUGGGCCGGGGUGGCGGCUGGACGAGGCGGCCUGCGAGUGCGUGUGCGAGGGCCAGCCGGCCCCCGGGGCCUGCCCGCCCAACCAGCGCUGGGACCCUGAGCUGUGCGGCUGCGUCUGCAGCGCCAGCUGCCCCCGCAGCCAGCCCCUCAACCCCGAGACCUGCCUGUGCCAGUGCCGGGAGAGCUCCCAGACGUGCCUGCUGCAGGGCAAGAAGUUCAACCCCCAGACCUGCAGCUGCUAUCGGCUGCCCUGCAGGAAUCCGCACAGGAAGUGUCCCACAGGCUUCUAUUACAGCCACUAUGUCUGUCACUGUGUCCCCAACUACAUGAGGUCGGGGGAGUGGAACUAAAGAGGAGGGGCCUGCGUCCAUCGCAUCGUUAUUUAUUUCCUUUGACGGACACGGACCCGCUCGCAGUACCCAGGGCGACGCAGGUUGUACAUAUUGCUCACCAAUACGGAUGGGAGCUGGAUUUUAACCCAAGCGGUUUGAGGUCGAGGGCCUCACUGAAGGGCGACUACAGGAACAGCCUGUCCAGAAUCUGCCACCGCAGCCCUCCUUGUCACCCGACCCUGUUGCCUAGCAAUGCGACACGUGGUUUCCCUGGCGUCCGCAUCCUUGUGAGCAGUGCCAGGGCUGGUACUGCAGGGGUGAGAUGAACAUUGCCAUGGAAACCCUACAAAUUAAAAACAGGUCUGCUUGGGAGAAGGAUCAGGCAAUGCAGCAGAAACUUGUUUUUUUAACAUUAAUGGGGUAAGACAAAAGGGUCAUAAUGAGUGAGCCUUAUACGGUGACUCAAACAGUGUUUCAUUUAGCCACAGUCUCUUGAGGGACACUGCUUACAGAAAUAACUUACUUACAGAAACAAAAGCAGAUAAAUCCAAGGACAGCAUACUUACCCACAGGUUUCACAAGGUGCUCAAAUACUGAAAAGAUUAACGGUUAGCUUGCUGAACUAAAGACCCAGGUCGAUGACACCAGGAACCAAUCACCUAUCAUCCUGGAUCGAGAGGAUGAUGUCACUUCCUGCAGCAUACUUGCAUCAGCUCCUGAAGUUGAUCACAUUGAGGUCCCAGGGCUCUUUCCAAUCGCUUAUUUUACAUCCCUGUAUCCUUUCCUCGCUGCUUUGCUCCACCCAUCAGAGGAUGCAAGGGAAGGACCUAAGGCCAGAGGAAACAAGAAAACAUAUAUUAGGCAAAUGGAACGUCCUUGUUCAGUCAAGCGUCAGAUUGAAGCCACGUCAGUUAUAAAACAUGGCAGAUGGGGAGGAAUGGAUCCACAGGUUGAUCAUUUAUACAUCAUGUGUUCUGAAAAAAAAUGCUUCCGUAAAGGAUUCACUUGUGUAUCCUUGCUCAAGCAUACUUCAGGAGCCUCCUAGCUUCUUCAUGAAGCAUUUAAUAAGAUGUCCUUAAAGAUGGUGGACCUGGAUCAAUUUCCGGGUCAGUCAAGGACUGAGGAGACAAAACAGAUAGAAUAAGUGAUUGGAAAGAGCCCCUGGUUUUUGCUGAAUGUACUUCACUUGAGGGUUACAGAACAGUUUAAUGUCACAGACUGCAGAUACUUUAAGUCAGAGGUGUCAAACUGAAUCCCAAGGGGGCCGCAGUGUCUGCAGAUUUUUUGUGGUUUCCUUUCAAUCAGCUGCCAAUUACAGCCUUCAGAACAAGGUGUGUGGAUUCCUUAGCCAAUCAUGAACUUAAA
Molecule: messenger RNA, 3189 nt
Organism: Anguilla anguilla (European eel)
Lineage: Eukaryota; Metazoa; Chordata; Actinopteri; Anguilliformes; Anguillidae
Product: vascular endothelial growth factor C-like
Exons: 7
Coding region: 643-1842 (399 amino acids)
Biological process (GO): response to hypoxia; sprouting angiogenesis; induction of positive chemotaxis
Cellular component (GO): membrane
Molecular function (GO): vascular endothelial growth factor receptor 3 binding; chemoattractant activity; growth factor activity
Source: RefSeq, a predicted model, not a curated record